AUGGGCUGGGCUGCUCAAGGAUACGCAUGCGAAGCGCCACUGAUGGUAGGUGCGCAGUAUACUAGUGCAGCUCCAUUCCUAGGAGCUUACGACCUCACCGCAUUCCCCUCCACGUAUGGGGGCGGAUUUGCUAUCUCAAGUGCGUCCCCUAUCUCGCCUUACGGGGUCUCUGUGGUAUCAGAGAACGCGAUCGAAGGAAUCCUGGCGGUCGGUGGUGAAUUGCCAUUUCUUGGCACCGUAGCGUUAGAGGGUGCUCUGCCAACAGCUGGUGCUGGCACCAUCUCAUACGGCUGUGGUAACGGGAAUGUGGGAAUGAUGGAUGAAUGGAUUCGGAUGGCCCGGGACAGGCCU
Iphiclides podalirius (scarce swallowtail) is the source of this 351-nucleotide messenger RNA. The record is from the annotation of a GenBank genome assembly. NCBI's taxonomy places the organism in Eukaryota, Metazoa, Arthropoda, Insecta, Lepidoptera, Papilionidae.